Messenger RNA from Brassica napus (rape), 1431 nucleotides. RefSeq lists its product as uncharacterized. The transcript has 7 exons. The coding region runs from base 16 to 1011 and encodes 331 amino acids. The record is from RefSeq and is a predicted model, not a curated record. Gene Ontology annotation, biological process: regulation of gene expression. NCBI's taxonomy places the organism in Eukaryota, Viridiplantae, Streptophyta, Magnoliopsida, Brassicales, Brassicaceae. Gene Ontology annotation, cellular component: peroxisome.
UGUCAGGUUAAAAAGAUGAUGAAGAACGUCAAGAAGGCGUCGCCAGAGUUCGCGAUAUCUGAAACGUUCGUGUGGUGGGACAUGGACAGCUGUCCACUCCCCAGUGGUUAUGACCCAUGUCGGCUGGGUCCGAGAAUAGACACGGAGUUGAAGAAUCUAGGCUACAAUGGUCCGCUCACCAUCAUUGGCAUUGGUAACCUGGAAGGAGUCCCUCACGACUUCCUGAAAGCGCUCUCUUCAGGUGGAGUCGUUAUUAAACAGCUUCAACUAGGAUCCAACAUGAUUCUAUGUGUGAACGAGGCUUUGAAUUCGUCUGAAAGUCGUUUUCAACCUCCGUUGACAAUGAUGGUCAUAUCUGCCGUCCAUGCUGAUCUAUUGGAAGAAGUCGUUUCCGUGUUUUAUAUUCGUGGCGCCCUUUACAAUCUUCUUCUGGCUUAUCCGUACGUUACCGAACAUGCUGACCCAGAGCCUUCUUCCCUACUAGUCGACAACUUUGGUGGAGAGUGGGUCUGGGAUAGGUUUGGCUUACUGAAAGAUUCAGGGUCUGCCAAUGAGAUUAGGAGACAGGACACAGGCUGUGAAAUGCAUUUUUGCGGAUUAUGCGAUCUUUCUUUUCCCAGCUUUGAUGAUUUCACCACGCACUUCAAAACUCCCCCACAUACAGAUAAGAUGGAUAAGUAUCUUAGUUACCUUGCGUGGAAGUUUAAUCGUGAAGCAGAAUCUUAUGAGGCCCAUAAGCUUAGAGAGCCUUAUCUUGCAAAAGUGAAGGCAAAAAGGCUAGAGUUUAUAGAGUUUGACAAUUAUUUUAAAGAUGAUGAUGAGGAUGAUGAUAUUCCCAAGACUGAGAAGUCAAAAAGGUUGAAGAAGCCUAAGAUGCAAUCAAAGGGAAAAAGAUUCAAGUUUGGCCUUCUUUGUAAGUCUUCCUCUCUAAAGAAAAAUCCUACUGCCAAGGCGAAGAAGUUAUCAAAGGCAAGUUUUCUAACAAAUCCGAUUUCCUGUAAACAACUAUGAUUUCUCGUAAACAACUAUGACUAAGACAUUUACAUCUCUCAUUUUUGUUUGCUUACUUUUUUUUUUUUUAACUAGAAGCUAUCAAAGGCAACUAUAAAGCUAUCAAAGGCACGUUUUUGUAACAAAUCUGUUUUCUCAUAAACUACGACUAAAACAUUUAGAGCACCCCCAAUGGGGCUAUUUUAAGAACCUUUUGGUUAGAACGCCCCAUUGGGGGGUGCACUUACAUCUCUCAUUUUGGUUUACUGGAUUUUCUUUUUUGGGUGCUACAACAUUGCAGUUGGAGAUUGCAGAAGAAGCUUAGUGCUCCUUUCCAAAGAAUGCUACUACAAUGUUCUCCUAGAGAGGCGUCUUUUAUCUUAAUGAAAGAGAGUUGUCUUGUUGUUCUUUAAAGGCCAUUUCGUAUGGUGAAAAGUUUGU